GAGGCAUGCAGAAAGGGAGUGAUGCGGCGUGGUAAAGCCAAAGCCGCUGUCCUUGUCACAGGAUAAGUAAAACUGGCACUUGACAGUUGGCACAUUUGAGGCCACACACGCGGCGAUAUCGCAGCCCAUCUGCCAGCUAUCGUUGAGCCACACACGCGGCGUAUAUCGCUGGUGGAUCCAGAGGCUGCUAAGGCCCAUUUUUACCGCAUCAUAACACGCGCAGCGGCCGAAAGAUGCGCCGGGUCGUGGCGCUGAGCCUCAUCGCUGCAGCAGCGGUGGCGCUUGCGCCGUCGCCGCUGCGCAUCCGCGACCGGCUCGCCGCGGGCGUCCGACGGCCCGCCGCGAAGGACUACUACGCCUUUCGACGGGAAAACGACGAGACGGUGCUCGACCGGACGGACGAGGAGACCGAGGUCGAGGCCGACGACGCCGAGGCGCCGCUCGUCAGGGGGCAGUCGCUCUACCACGAGCGGCACAAGAAAGAAAUCGAGGACGGGAUCCUCUCGCACCUGACGGAAUUGGGCUUGACGCUCAAGGAGGCCGCCGAGGCGCUCAUGGGCGGCCACGACGACGACGUCGUGGCCUUCAGCGAGACGGGCGAGUACCGCGACCUCCAGAAGCACGCGCGGGCCAUGGAGCAGGAGCACCUGCGGGAGCUCCUCGAGGACCCGCAGCGCUUCAAGGCCAUGUCGCUGGAGGCCAAACACUGCGGCGUCUUCCUGGACUGGACGCGGCAGAAGGUCUCCGAGGGAACGAUGGCCAAGCUCUUCGAGCUGGCGCGGACCAUGGACGUGCCCGCGAAGAUCAAGCAGAUGCAGAACGGGGAGCGCAUCAACACGUCCGAGCGCCGCGCCGUGCUCCACACGGCGCUGCGGGCGCGGCGCGGCGACGCGCACCACGACGUCUCCGAGAACGUCGCGCGGUACACGUCGAUGUUGGAAGAGGCCGUGCCCAUCGACGACGCCAUCAAGGCUUCGUGUGAUGUGCGGGACCGCCUGCUGGCCUUCGUCGACGACGUGCGGAACGGGCGGGUCCGGUCCGUCCGCGGCGAGCCCUUCGAGUCUGUGGUGGUGGUCGGCAUCGGCGGGUCGUACCUGGGCCCGGAGUUCGUGACGCAGGCGACGGCGGGCGAGAAGGCGCCGGCGGAGGACGGGCGGCGCGUCGACGUGCGCUUCGUCGCGAACGUCGACCCCGUGGCGUUCGACGUCGCGACGGAGGGCCUCGACGCGACGAAGACCUUGGCGAUCGUCGUGUCCAAGUCCUGGACGACGGCGGAGACGCUGCGCAACGCCCAGAAGGUGCGCCGGUGGAUCGUCGACGGGUGCGUCGAGAAGGACGCGCGGCUGUCCGAGCCGCAGAUCGUGCGCGCGCACUUCGUGGCCUGCGCGUCGCGCACGGCGUCGGCCGAGGUCGAGGCCUGGGGCGUCGACAGCGACGCGCGCCUUUUUGAAUUUUGGAACUGGGUCGGCGGCCGCUACUCGUCGACGUCGUCGGCGGGCGUGCUGCCGCUGGCGCUCGCGCGCGGGUCGACGGCGGCGCGCGCCUUCCUGGACGGCGCGCGGGCCAUGGACGAGCACUUCUUCGCCGAGCCCCUCGAGACGAACGUGCCCGUGGUCAUGGCGCUCCUGGGCAUCUGGAACGUGAACUUUCUCGGGCUCGGCGCGCGCGCCGUCGUGCCGUACUCGGAAGCUUUAGCGCGCUUCGCCGCCCACGUCCAGCAGCUCGAGAUGGAGUCGCACGGCAAGUCCGUGACCAUCGACGGGCGGCCGCUGGACUUCGUCACGGGCGAGAUCGUCAUCGGCGAGCCCGGGACGAACGCGCAACACUCCUUUUUCCAGUUGCUCCACCAGGGCCAGGCCGUGCCGACGGACUUCAUCGGCUUCCUGCGGCCGGACGACGCCACGUCGGACCUCGCGGGCCACGACGAGCUCAUGUCUAACUUUUUCGCCCAGCCCGACGCGCUCGCCGUCGGCCGCGCCUUCGAGGACGUGCUCGGCGACGCCAUGGGCGCGGACGGCGGCGACCUCGAGAACUGCCCGCACCGGACGCUGUCGGGCGACCGGCCGUCGCUGACGCUGCUGCUCGACAAGCUCGACGCGUUCCACGUCGGCGCGCUGCUCAGCCUCUACGAGCACCGCUGCGCCGUCCAGGGCUUCGUCUGGGACAUCAACUCCUUCGACCAGUGGGGCGUGCAGCUGGGCAAGGACCUCGCGGGCGACGUGCGCGCGAACAUCCGCGGCGAGGCCGGCGCGCCGCGGAUGAACCCGUCGACGGCCGCGCUGCUCGAGAGGUAUCGGGUCGCGACGCGGGCCGCGCCGCCGUAAUUUGCCACGGAAAUCUA
Pelagomonas calceolata is the source of this 2341-nucleotide messenger RNA. NCBI's taxonomy places the organism in Eukaryota, Pelagophyceae, Pelagomonadales, Pelagomonadaceae. The record is from the annotation of a GenBank genome assembly.